Messenger RNA from Ilyonectria robusta, 1197 nucleotides. RefSeq lists its product as uncharacterized. Lineage: Eukaryota; Fungi; Ascomycota; Sordariomycetes; Hypocreales; Nectriaceae. The record is from RefSeq and is a predicted model, not a curated record. The transcript has 4 exons. The annotation marks the transcript as partial.
CAUUACGGCGUGGUUCUCAACUGCUCUAUUGGCGCGUAUCCGAAUAAAACCAUAUAUUCACUUGGUGAUAUUCAGAAGGGCCAAUUUGAAGGCGAUGGGGACAUUGCGGGCAUAGGAAUCUUCGGCACCUUCAUCGCCGUCACGAGCUUCGCCCUACUUCUCUCCCUCGCCCAUUGCGGCGACGGCUGCUUUUUGGUCGACAGGACCACUGGACCUGCUGACCCCACCGAGAACGAGACCAACAACGAGAAGAUCAAGCCUGGCGUGUCGGAGAUCUUUCAGGCCAUGGUACUCUCUUGUAGCGACGCCCAGAUCUUCACCGGCGCCGCUUACGCCUUGACUUUGCGAUACUUUCGUGGCUGUACCAUCACGGCCUACCACUACAACGUCGUAGCCAACCUGAUGCUCCUCACCUGUGCUACCCAUCUAAUGGCCAUCACCAUUGUUCGCAACUAUUGGGAGUACGUCUGGCUUGCCCUCCUCCGUGUCGUCUGCAAGACUGGCGUCUUCCUCGUUACCGGCCUGCUUCUCUCCAACCAGAACGCCGAUUUAGAGAACACCUUUCCGACAAAGAUCCCUCCAAGAGACGAUACAACAACACCUCUGUUUCUCGCCGCCGCUUGUUUUCAGUCCAACGAGACUGAGCUGGGGAAAACAAUUUGGAACUCUGUCCAAGGUGACAACGCUAAGAAUGCCUUCGUAUUCAGCACCCCAGGAAACCGUAUCGAGGGAUGGAACAAAUUCCUCAUCAUCCUGUUUUGGUAUAUUGUCGCUGUGGCUAUGGAAAUCGCCAUGUAUAUCCGCAAAGGAAACCGUCGUGAUGGCUUCCGCCGGAAGAUGGUUCGGGCAUUUUGGCAUGUCAUGGUCAAGCUCACUAGACGCACUCAACGAACUAUUCGUCACCUCAAGCUGAUCGGCCAUUAUGUCCUGAGUCUCUAUUACCUAUUUGGUAUUGGAAUCUGCAUGUGGACUGUUGUCGGGGCAAGCAGCUAUGUAGGCAAUCUGAAGCAAUGGGUGCAAGACUCUGGAUGGCUGAAUACUGACGAGUACGGGCUUAACCCUGAGAAUGAUGCGACUUCGUUUGGCCAACUCGUUCCUAUCUUUACAUCUGGCCUGGUGCUUUUCACCCUCCUGGAGAUGAUUAGCGGUAAGUCAUUGCCACCCUAUCAUAUAUGUCCGCCGAGAUCUUCAGACUAA